AUGCAGAAAGUUCAGGAAGUUCUCGGCAAGGUCACUGACGGUGCCAUUGGCCACAAACUCCCAACUCGCAAGCUGGGAAAGAAUGGACCUCAAGUCACUGCUCUCGGAUAUGGAACCAUGGGCCUGAGUGCGUUCUACGGCAAGCCAAAGCCAGAUGCUGAGCGAUUCGCGGUCCUCGACAGGGCCUAUGAGCUCGGCGAGUUGCACUGGGACUCUGCCGACAUGUACAUGGACUCUGAGGAUCUGCUUGGCAAGUGGUUCAAGCAGAACCCGGGCAAGCGCGAGAAGAUCUUCUUGGCCACCAAGUUCGCCAACGUCGUGGCCGAAGACGGCAGUCGAUACGUAGACUCUUCGCCAGAGUACGCUCGCAAGGCGUGCGAGAAGUCACUGUCCAGACUCGGAGUCAGCCACAUCGAUCUCUACUAUGCCCACCGCCUCGAUGGCAAGACCCCGAUCGAGAAGACGGUCGAGGAGUUGAAGAAGCUGAAGCAGGAGGGCAAGAUCAAGUACAUCGGUCUCUCUGAGUGCAGCAGCGAGUCUCUCCGUCGAGCUUGCAAGGUCGAGCACAUCGACGCCGUCCAGAUCGAGUACUCGCCCUUCUCCCUCGACAUCGAGAGCGAAGAGAUUGGCCUUCUCAAGACCGCUCGCGAGCUGGGUGUUGCCAUCGUCGCUUACUCGCCAAUUGGCCGUGGCAUGCUCGGAGGCCAGAUCAGAAGCCCCAAGGACUUCGAAGAGGGAGACUUUCGAUCUUUCGCGCCACGCUUCAAUGAGGAGAACUUCCCCAAGAACCUCGAGCUCGUCGACAAGAUCACCGCGAUCGCCAAGAAGAAGAAUGGUACUCCCUCGCAACUCACUCUCGCUUGGUUGCUGGCUCAAGGCGACGACAUCAUCCCAAUCCCAGGUACCACCAACCUCGAUCGGCUCAAGGAGAACGUCGAAUCUUUGAAGGUCAAGUUGACCAAAGAGGAGGAGCACGAGAUUCGGCAAGCGUGCCAAAAUGCUGAGGUUAGUGGACACCGAUACCCAGAGGGCUUCGCGAAGGCGCUCUUCGCGGAUACACCCCCUCUUUGA
Zasmidium cellare ATCC 36951 is the source of this 1071-nucleotide messenger RNA. RefSeq lists its product as uncharacterized. The coding region runs from base 1 to 1071 and encodes 356 amino acids. The transcript has 4 exons. The record is from RefSeq and is a predicted model, not a curated record. NCBI's taxonomy places the organism in Eukaryota, Fungi, Ascomycota, Dothideomycetes, Mycosphaerellales, Mycosphaerellaceae. Gene Ontology annotation, cellular component: cytoplasm.